AUUCCGAACGUGGCAAGGAGCUCGCGGCGAGGUCUGGGCGACAUGGCGAGCCUCCUGCGUAUCGCUGUCAGCGGCUGCUCGGCUCCUAUUUUUGGCAAUGUGUUACCACCUAAGGUGUAUUCUGCAAAGACGCCGUGCUUGCGGGUGUUUAGAACCUACCGGACGCUCACGUCCCAGGCAGCUCCAAAGCCAGGAAUUCCUUAUAAACAGCUGACUGUAGGUGUCCCCAAGGAGAUAUUUGAGAAUGAGAAAAGAGUGGCUCUAUCACCGGCUGGAGUUCAAGCCUUGAUUAAACAAGGCUUCAAUGCUGUGGUGGAAUCUGGUGCUGGAGAAGCUUCCAAAUUUUCUGAUGACCAUUACAGAGAAGUUGGAGCAAAGAUCCAGGGGACCAAGGAAGUCCUGGCUUCUGAUUUGAUUGUCAAAGUGAGGGCUCCUAUGUAUAACUCGGCUCUAGGUGUACAUGAGGCAGAUCUUUUUAAGACAGCGGCUACCCUGAUUAGUUUUAUCUACCCAGCACAAAAUCCAGACCUCCUGAAAAAGCUUGCAGAAAAAAAAACUACUGUCUUGGCUAUGGAUCAGGUUCCACGGGUCACCAUUGCUCAGGGAUACGAUGCACUUAGCUCCAUGGCCAACAUUGCUGGUUACAAGGCCGUGGUACUGGCAGCAAAUCACUUUGGUCGAUUUUUCACGGGUCAGAUUACAGCUGCUGGUAAAGUUCCUCCAGCAAAGGUCUUGAUCAUCGGAGGAGGAGUUGCUGGUCUGGCUUCUGCAGGAGCAGCGAAAUCAAUGGGUGCAGUGGUUCGUGGAUUUGAUACUAGCAUCCUGUAUGCUUUUGUCUUGGUGUACAAGAAUUCUCUUGGUGCUGAGCCUUUGGAAGUAGACUUAAAGGAAUCUGGAGAGGGACAAGGUGGUUAUGCUAAAGAAAUGUCCAAAGAAUUUAUUGAGGCUGAAAUGAAACUCUUUGCCAAACAGUGCCAAGAUGUUGAUAUUAUCAUCACUACAGCACUUAUUCCAGGCAAAAAAGCUCCUGUCUUGUUUAAAAAAGAUAUGAUUGAAUCAAUGAAGGAAGGUUCAGUUGUUGUGGAUUUAGCUGCAGAAGCAGGAGGAAACAUUGAGACUACAAAGCCUGGAGAAAUGUAUGUUCAUAAGGGUGUUACACACAUUGGCUACACAGACCUGCCUAGCAGAAUGGCUACUCAGGCCAGUAGUCUGUAUUCCAAUAAUAUUAUCAAGCUCCUAAAGGCUAUUAGUCCUGACAAAGAGAACUUCUACUUUGAUCCAAAAGAUGAAUUUGAUUAUGGGACUCUGGAUCAUGUGAUUAGAGGAACUGUAGUAAUGAAGGAUGGCAAGGUGAUUUUCCCAGCACCUCCACCAAAUAACAUUCCUCAAGGAGCCCCUGUGAAGCAGAAGACUGUAGCAGAGCUGGAAGCGGAAAAAGCAGCUACUAUUACACCUUUUAGAAAAACUAUGACUAGUGCAUCUGUAUAUACAGCAGGUUUAUCCGGCAUGUUAGGACUGGGCAUUGUAGCUCCUAAUACUGCUUUCACGCAAAUGGUAACGACAUUUGGCCUAGCUGGAAUAGUGGGGUACCAUACAGUAUGGGGUGUGACUCCUGCGCUUCACUCUCCGCUCAUGUCAGUGACUAAUGCUAUCUCAGGACUGACUGCAGUUGGUGGGCUGGUAUUGAUGGGAGGAAACUAUCUCCCUGAAAACACUCCUCAAAGUUUAGCAGUGCUUUCAGCCUUUAUCUCUUCAGUCAAUAUUGCAGGUGGGUUUCUAGUUACACAGAGAAUGCUGGAUAUGUUCAAACGUCCCACAGAUCCUCCCGAGUACAACUACUUGUAUCUGCUUCCCGGUGGUGUAUUUGUAGGAGGCUACGCAGCUGCUCUCAGCGGUGGUUAUAAUAUUGAACAGAUGAUGUAUCUGGGCUCAGGCUUGUGCUGUGUUGGUGCGCUGGCUGGUCUGUCCACCCAAGGAACAGCUCGUCUUGGAAAUGCUCUGGGUAUGAUUGGUGUUGCAGGAGGUUUAGCAGCAACUCUUGGAGGCCUUAAACCCUCACCUGAAUUGUUGGCACAGAUGUCGGGUGCAAUGGCACUUGGUGGUACUAUAGGUUUGACGAUUGCAAAACGGAUCCAGAUCACGGAUCUGCCUCAGCUAGUGGCUGCUUUCCAUAGCUUGGUUGGUUUGGCUGCCGUGCUCACCUGUGUAGCAGAAUACAUGAUUGAGUAUCCUCACUUUGCUACUGAUCCAGCUGCAAACCUCACCAAAAUUGUGGCGUACCUUGGCACGUACAUUGGUGGAGUGACCUUCAGUGGCUCUCUUGUUGCUUAUGGAAAACUGCAAGGUAUCCUGAAUUCUGCACCACUGCUCUUGCCUGGUCGACAUGCAUUGAAUGCAGGAUUGCUGGCUGCCAGCGUUGGUGGAAUGGUUCCGUACAUGAUUGAUCCUAGUUACACGAUGGGGAUUACUUGCUUAGGUUCUGUGUCAGCGCUCUCAGCCAUAAUGGGUGUCACUUUAACGGCUGCCAUUGGAGGUGCUGACAUGCCUGUAGUUAUUACUGUCCUGAACAGUUAUUCUGGAUGGGCCAUUGGCUCCUCUGGGGCCAUCCUCUCUUACAUCAUGUGUGUGGCUAUGAACCGUUCCCUUGCAAAUGUGAUCCUAGGGGGAUAUGGCACCACAUCAACAGCUGGUGGGAAGCCCAUGGAAAUUACUGGGACCCACACAGAAAUCAAUGUGGACAAUGCAAUCGAAAUGAUAAAGGAAGCCAAUAAUAUUAUUAUUACUCCAGGUUAUGGUUUGUGUGCAGCAAAAGCUCAGUACCCCAUAGCUGAUCUGGUGAAGAUGUUGAGAGAACAAGGGAAAAAUGUCAGGUUUGGUAUUCACCCUGUGGCUGGCCGUAUGCCUGGUCAGCUGAAUGUCCUCCUAGCAGAAGCUGGUGUUCCCUAUGAUAUUGUACUGGAAAUGGAUGAGAUCAACGAAGACUUCCCAGAAACUGAUUUGGUCCUUGUGAUUGGUGCAAAUGAUACAGUUAAUUCAGCAGCUCAGGAAGAUCCAAACUCUAUCAUAGCUGGAAUGCCAGUUCUUGAGGUCUGGAAGUCCAAACAGGUCAUUGUAAUGAAGAGAUCUUUAGGAGUCGGUUAUGCAGCGGUGGACAAUCCAAUCUUCUACAAACCCAAUACUGCCAUGUUGCUGGGAGAUGCUAAGAAGACUUGUGAUGCCCUGCAGGCCAAAGUCAGGGAAUCGUAUCAAAGCUAAAUAUACUGGUUUAUAUUCCACUCAUGAUUGUGACUACAGUUUUGUCACAGAGGUCAUGGAAAACAAGAGUUAGAAGAAUCUCUUAAUCAUUAUGCAGCCAGCAUUUGGAGAAGACUGCAUUGACUCCUAGGAGAUGUAGCUGAGUUGGGGAAUGUAGGCUUUUAUGAAAGGGUGGGCACAUUAGCCCUUCAAGCUAAGUCUCCCAUGAGACAAUGCAUUAAAGAAUAAAAAUGUGCAUUUUAAGAUUAACGUUGAGCUGUUAGAAGGAAGAACUGAUGACUCAUGGUCAUCUUUAAGUAGUUAUUGGCUUCUUCCUCCUAACUGUCUAUACUUCUGUUGUGGAAAUUCACUAAAAAAUACUGUGCCAAAAUUUUACUCUGUCUUAUCUUCAAAGCUGUUCUUUGGCCAGUAUGGACAAAACAACAGUUCAUUUCAUCAGAACUUAAAUCAGAAUUACAAACAGAUGCAAGCAAAUCCAAAUAGAUGCUUACAUGAUCUGAGAUUC
Opisthocomus hoazin is the source of this 3760-nucleotide messenger RNA. The record is from RefSeq and is a predicted model, not a curated record. Lineage: Eukaryota; Metazoa; Chordata; Aves; Opisthocomiformes; Opisthocomidae.